CAACAAUAGCAAACAGUAUUCCAUCUACGACUGGUCCAGGACAUUCAACAACUGAAACCUUAUCAAUGACACAGUCAACCAGCAUUGGACCAAAUUCAAAUGUGACUACUAGUAACAUAUCUUCGGCCUUUUCCACUCUUGCAUCAAGCAAUCAGACAAUGGAAUCUACAGGACCUAACAAACCAACAACAGUUCCUGUUUCCCAAACAGACUCAUCAUGUGCAACACCAAUAUCAACCACUUCUAUGGAGCCAACAAACACAACUCCAUCUGAACAAACAAUGAGCAAAGGUUCUGACUCCAGCACUUCGCCUUCGACAUCUUCAAUAUCAAGCAGCACUGUAGACACUACAACAGAUGUAGGAACAGCCACCACCUCUUCUGGUACAACAGGUCAGACAUCAACAACCAACAGUUUGAAAUUUAUAACUAGUCCAGAACAUUCAACAACUGAAACCUCAACAAUGGCACAGUCAGCAAGCAUUGUACCAAAUACAGAUAUGACAACUAGAAGCACACCUUUGGACUCAUCGAUUCUUGUAUCAGGCGACCAGACAACAGAAACUGCAGUAUCUAGUGAAUCAACAAUACAUACUGACUCCCAAACAGACUCAUCAAGUGCAACACCUAUAUCAACCACUUCUAUUGAGCCAACAACCACAUCUCCAUCUGAACAAACAAUGAGCACAGGUUCUGACUCCAGCACUUUGCCUUCGAUAUCUUCAAUGUCAAGCAGCACUUUAGACACUACAAUAGAUGUAGGAACAGCCACCCUUUCUGGUACAACAGGUCAGACAUUAACAACAAGCAUUGCACCAUCUACGAUAAGUCCAGAACAUUCAACAACUGAAACCUCAACAAUGACCCAGCCAACAAGCAUUGAACCUGUUACAGAUAUUGUUACUAGUGGUACAUCAUUUCACACAUCAAUCCAAGUUUCAACGUUUUCAUUCACUUCAACCACGUUGCCACUGACUAGUAUCAACUCUUUUCCAGCAACUAGUAAUGCCACAACAAGUGCACCUUUAACAACUACAUUAGGGAAUCCCUCAACAACAUAUGCAAUUGAGUAUGGAUUUACCUUCGGAGAUUUGCUCCUGACCGGUGAUGAUAAAAUAACCUCUGGUAUCAGUUGCACGACUAAGAUAUUCAUUGGCGAUGGUUCAGAUGGUGGAUUUUCACAAGUGUUUAUUGGCACAAAUGGAAUUAUUGGAUUAGACGCAGCUUAUAAUAGUCUUUCUAUUCGUGAAAUGAAUUCAGUUGAUAUCAACAAACAAAAAAUAAUCUGUCCAUUUUGGACAGAUUUAAAAACUCACCAAAGCAAUGCAGGCGUUUUUUACCAAGCGUAUAGACGAGAAAUUGAUAGCCAUAAAGACGUUAUAAUUAAGGCCAAUACUAUCGUAAAGGAAUUUUUUUCUGAAGACUUUCCUCAAUUUGAGGCAAGCUGGAUUUUGAAAGUCACGUGGACAAAAAUGUCAUUGUUUGCAGAUAAAUCUCAGAAAAUAACCAUACAGUGCUUACUUAUCACGGAUGCCAAGAACACUUUCGUUGUGUUUAAUUACAUUGACGUGAAUCUUAGGCCUAUCAAAAAUUUGAAAAUUUCGAUGGGUUACAGAUUUCGGAAAUUUUUCAGUAAAAAUUCAUAUUCAAACCAGCAGGCUGCUUUUCAAAUGAGUUCCGUUCCCGGAAAUACAGGUACUACUGGUGUUUGGAUUUACAAAAUGACAACUAACGUAGGUCUUAGCAGUGAAGAAAGAGAGUGUCUGAAUUGGCGUUUUAAAAACAAGGAAAACGGUGUUGCUGAUCGUCUAAGUAACAUGGCACAAAUCAUCGAAUGCCCGUGUGAUGGUGGUCUUCUACGAUUCGACCCACGAUUCAUGUUCAGCAGAAUAGACAACAGAAAAAAUAUAAUGUGUUAUGCCACGAUGACAUUUGGAAGAAAUGCGGAAUGCUGUUACCCGUUCUUUAUACCACCUUCUUUCUGGGGGAGCCCAGUCCUUGGAUCUUGUAUACGGUCUUCUCCAACAGCUGGAACGUUAAUGGAAUACAACCCUUUCUUCGAACGUUUCAAUAACCAUAAUCAUGACGUCAAACCGAAGGAUAUUUGCUGUCAAUCAGGACAUUGCGACUGGUUCUAUGAAGUUCGACCAAUUACAAGAUGCUAUCGCAGAUCGCCCUUUAGUGCUGCUUGGUUUUUUGGAGACCCUCAUAUAACUACAUUAGAUGGACAUCAAUAUACAUUUAACGGUUACGGUGAAUACACGAUGAUGAGAAUUAAUAAGGAAACAGACUUUGAACUUCAAGCCAGAACUGAUCUGGCCACCAAUGAAAAUGGAACAACUAUCAAUGCUACAAUUUUCAGUGCUUUUGUUGCUAAAGACCACACUGGAGCAAGAGUUCAAGUUGCAAUGUCAAGAAAGAGAGACAAAAUGUACAUUCUCGGGGAUGGUCGAGACUUGACAAGAAAUUUUGAAAACCAGAACUUUACAUACAUAACGAAGUUUUUGUCUCUUCGGCUGGACAAUCGGACAGUGGUAGCUUCCUUCCUAAAUUCCUCCAUCACGGUAAAAGUUGGCCUUGGAGUAAGAUUUCUGACAUGUGAAGCCGUAGUUGAUAACGCUUACAAUGGUUCGGUGACUGGAUUGAUGGGUAACUUUGAUGGCAAUAGUUCCAAUGAUUUCGUUCUCCCGAACGGCACAACACUAACAGGCAGUAGUGUCAAAAGCGAACGAAACAUUUACAUAAAUUUUGGGCAGGCAUGGUCCGUUACCGAGAAUACGUCGAUUUUCCAAUACGACACUGAUUUGUCUCAUAGUGAUUUCCAUCAUCCAGAGUUCUUACCGUUGUUUAUUGAUGAAUUUAGUGAAGAAAAGAGAAAUCGGUCCAAAGUUGCUUGUGGUGGUUCAGAAAAUCAAGCUUGCAUCUUUGACUUUUUGGCUACUGGUGACAAGUCUUUAGCCAUGUCUUCUGGAAGUGAAGCCAGUACAUCAAAAUUAGCGGCGAAAACUAUUGAAAACGAAUCGCCCUAUAUCUCCGGAGACACUUUUAUAGAAGCACAAGUAAAUGUCCCAGUUACUAUGAAAUUUAACAUUACUGAUGACGGUAAAGCCGAAUACAAGAUACUACAGAGACCGGAAACAAACUUUGAAUUCAACAACUUGUCUGGAAUUGCAACUUGGACCCCCUCUGAUACAAGUGUAUCAGGCAUCAGUAUCACAGCUAUAGAUGACUAUGAGGUCGAGGCUUCGCCGCUAGUUAUCGUCAUAGCUCUGUGUAGUAGGUGCAGCGAACGAGGAAUUUGCAAUUUCACGACCAUAAAAAACUCAGAAACAGAGCAAUUUAAAAGAGCGUCUUGUGAUUGCAGAACAGGAUAUACAGGCGAUGACUGUGAACAUGAGGUAGAUGGCUGUGCCCAGGACCCGUGUCCCCAUGGUAGAAAUUGUACAGACCUCUCCCCAGAACAAGAAGAGCUCUUCCAUCGAGGAUACAACUGUUCAGCUUGUCCGCAUGGGUUUAGAGACGUGGAUGAAAAGUGCGAGGAUCUAAAUGAGUGCAACGGGACUCGGGCUGUAUGCAAUGUCAAAUCAGAGAGCUGUGAAAACACCGAGGGAGGGUACAAAUGCAACUGUUUACCUGGUUACCGCAAAGUGGAAGACAUCUGUAGAGAUAUAGACGAGUGUCAGGAAAGCACGUCUGGCUGUUCCCAACGGUGCAACAACACCGAGGGGUCGUUCGUCUGUUCAUGUGUAUCGGGUUUUACACUGAAUGAGGACAACAAAACCUGCUCUCAAAUUGAUACCGAUACAUGUAAAAAUCACAACCUAACAUGUGAGUAUACGUGCGAUAACUCGUCUGGAAGCUUUGAGUGCAUCUGCAAAAAUGGUUUUGAACUUGAAACAAACGGAAUAAAUUGCACAGAUAUCAAUGAAUGUAACCAGGGUAUUUGCAGUCAAGUAUGUCACAACUCAGUGGGCUCAUUCGAGUGUUCAUGUUUUCCGGGCUAUGUUCUGAACGAGGAUAAAAUUACUUGCUCGGCGUGCAUUCCACCAAAGUAUGGAGACAACUGUUCUCAGACCUGUGACUGUGGGUCAGGUGUAGACAGGUGUGACCCGGUCAGUGGGUGUGUCUGUCUGUCCGGGUGGGAGGGGUCCAGGUGUGACCAGGAUGUAGACGAAUGCACGGACAACCCAGCGAUCUGCGGAUCAGAUAAGAUCUGUCACAAUUUACAGGGUUUCUACAGAUGCGAUUGUAGAGGUGGAUUUGAGAAAAUCGGGGAAGACUGUAAAGAUAUUGACGAAUGCUCUAAUCCUGGUUUGAAUAAAUGUCCGCGCUCUUCGAAGUGCAUGAACACAAAGGGGAACUAUACCUGUCAGUGUUCAGAGGGCUACAAACAGAAAUCUCGAUACGACUGUGAAGAUAUCAAUGAGUGUACCUCUGGGGUAGCGGGCUGUUCCCAGGACUGUGUCAACAAAGAAGGAGGGUUUAACUGUGAGUGUGAGUUCGGCUACACGCUGGAUGAUGAUAGAAAAACAUGCGUUGUUGUGAAAGACAUUUGUUCGCUCUAUCCAAAUCUGAAUUGCUCAUUUGGAUGUAAACAAGAUUCAGAAAAUAUAACGAUAGGUCAUUGUUUUUGUGGAGCGGGAUAUUUCCUUAAUGCGCUGGAUAAAAGUUCCUGUGUUGAUGUAAACGAAUGUGGUAAUGCAGGUCUGAAUCUGUGUUCGUUUAAAGACAACUGUGUCAAUGUCCCGGGGUCCUACAACUGUUCCUGUCCAAGUGGAUACUUUCUUGAAAACGAUGGAAGAACUUGUUCAGAGUGUGAUGAACAUUAUUACGGACUAGGAUGUAAGACGCCUUGUAACUGCGGGCCCGGAGUCUUAAAGUGUGACAAUGUUCAGGGGUGUCAGUGUAAGACCGGGUGGGCGGGGGCCAAGUGUGACGCAGACAUUGACGAGUGUGUCAGCGGUAUCCCGUGUAGUGGGGCCAACCAGGUGUGUCAGAACAACCCCGGAUCCUACAGGUGUAUCUGUGAAACAGGAUACAACGAAACUUCACCUGACACUUGCACUGACAUAGACGAAUGUCUCAAAAGACCAUGUGAUCAGGAUUGCACCAAUACGGACGGAGGAUACAAAUGUUCGUGCAACUCUGGGUUCAAGCUUGUCAGCCAGUCUAAGUGUGAGGAUAUAGAUGAGUGUGCGGCACCAACACCACCGUGUGAUCAGUUGUGUUCAAAUCUGGAGGGAAGCUAUAAAUGUUCCUGCAGAGACGGCUACCUUCUAAACACAACAACUAGGACAUGCUACGCAAAAACUACCUGUUCAGAGCUUAAUUGCACACAACAUUGUGCUGUUGGUUCAGGCGGACAAGAACACUGUUCCUGUUACCAAGGCUUUGUAAUGGAUUCCGACAACAUCACUUGUAAUGAUAUCAACGAGUGUGCAUCAAACCCCUGUAAUGAAAAUUGCACACAAAACUCACCUGGUCAAGGAUACACGUGCGCAUGUGAGCCAGGGAAAAUGCUGGACGUGGAUAAAAGAACCUGUAUAGAUUGCGAAAACGGUUAUUUCGGAACAGAAUGUUCAGAGAAAUGUACAUGUGAAGUGGAGAAUACAGACACCUGUGACAAAGUGUCAGGCAACUGCAGUUGUAGAGUCGGAUGGAAAGGAAUGAAUUGUUCUGAAGACAUUGAUGAAUGUUCAGUUGAUGCAAAUAACUCAGUUUGUCCAGAUCAUUCAAAUUGUACAAAUUUAAACGGAACCUACUUAUGUACUUGCGAUGAGGGCUUUUCUAUGUCAAACAAUCGGUGUAUUGUGUGCUCCUCUACAACGUUUGGACAGAACUGUGGUGGUCAGUGUACAUGUAACUUCAACAACACUCGGUCAUGUGACAAGCGAGAUGGUACCUGCUAUUGUAGAGAUGGGUGGCAAGGUGUCAAUUGUACAGAGGACGUCCUGGAGUGCAAUAAAACACCAAAUAUAUGUGGAAAUAAUUCAGUGUGCCAGGAAACAACCGGGUCAUACAAAUGUGUCUGCAAACCUGGAUAUACGAAAUCUUCAAAAGGAUACUGCGAAAAUAUCGAUGAAUGUACAACUGGACAGCACAACUGUUCAAUAGAUGCCAAAUGUACUGAUGUAGAUGGAGGUUUUAACUGCUCCUGUAGGCUUGGCUUUAGGGGAGAUGGACACAACUGCACGGAUAUCGAUGACUGCAAUCCAGAGCCUUGUCAAAACAACGGAACCUGUACAGACUUGAUCAACGACUACCAAUGUGAUUGUGUUGCAGGAUUCAAUGGAACAAAUUGUGAAAACAAUAUCGAUGAGUGUGUUUCACAACCUUGUCGAAACAACGGAACUUGUAUAGAUUUGAUCAAUGGUUACAUAUGUACUUGUACAGACGGUUUUAAUGGAACAAACUGUACAAAUGAUAUCGAUGACUGCAAAUCAUUACCUUGUCAAAACAAUGGAACCUGUACAGACCUUGUCAACGACUACCAAUGUAGUUGUGUUGCAGGAUUCAAUGGCACAAAAUGUGAAAACAAUAUCGAUGAGUGUGCAUCUCAACCUUGUCAAAACAACGGAACUUGUGUAGAUCUGAUUAAUGAUUACCAAUGUAACUGUACAUACGGGUUUAAUGGAACGAACUGUACAAAUAAUAUUGAUGACUGCCAACCAAAUCCUUGUGAUAACAACGGUAACUGUACAGACCUCGUCAAUGACCACCGAUGUGAUUGUGUCCCAGGAUUCAAUGGAACAAAUUGUGAACACAAUAUAGAUGAGUGUGCAUCUCAACCUUGUCAGAACAACGGAACAUGUAUUGAUCUGAUCAAUGGUUACCAAUGUAACUGUACAGACGGGUUUAAUGGAACGAACUGUACAAAUGAUAUCGAUGAAUGCCAACCAUUACCUUGUCAAAACAAUGGAACCUGUACAGAUCUUGUCAACGACUACCAAUGUAAUUGUGUUGCAGGAUUCAAUGGAACAAAUUGUGAAAACGAUAUCGAUGAGUGUGCAUCUCAACCUUGUCAGAGCAAUGGAACUUGUACAGAUCUAAUGAAUGAUUACCAGUGUAACUGUACAGAGGGGUUCAAUGGAACAAACUGUGAAAGUGCAUGUAAUAAUUAUACAUAUGGAUAUCAAUGUUCAAAUUUAUGCGCUUGCAACAAAGAAAACACACUUGAUUGUGAUGCCGUCACUGGAAAUUGUGUGUGUAAAGAAAACUGGAAUGGAACUACGUGUUCAACUCACGUAGAUGAUUGCUUGAAUGGAUCCGCUAAAUGUGAUCCUGUCACACAGAAAUGUGUCAAAAGAAAUGUAACACACAAUUACUUUUGUGUUUGUUUGUACGGUAAAAACAGCACUGCCAAUGGAACCUGUUCAUCUCCAUUGCCGCCAUACGAUGAAAACGAGAAGGAAACAAAGUUCGAUGCAGUGGUUACGUUGCAGAUUGUCCUUACACAGCAACAACUAGAUAAUAAUACUGCAAGCAUUACUGAAAAUAUAACAAAACAGUUGACGAGCCAUUUUAAGCACAAACUUAUUGGCUUUGCCGCUCUUUCUGUCCGUUACAUCAGGCUUGGUAGCUUGAUAGUACGUUUUGAAGUUGUCCUAAAUACUACGUCUGAUCCUGACACACUUACCGGAAAAUACAUAAAGGCUACGUAUGAACUAAUGGAUCCAUCGUUCGAAAUUGAAAUUCUUGGAAAGAAUGUUUCUGUCGUUUUAACAAUACUUUUCGAUGAGAAAUCUAACAUCACAUUUAAUGCGUCAAGCAGCCUUUGUGAAGCUUUUCAAUUCUUAAACACUUGUCCAAAAUGUAAAGAGUCAUUUGGAUUACCAACAUGUGUAGCCCUAGAAACAAUAGACCAUUCUAAUUUGAUAAUUGGAUUAGGAAUCGGCAUUCCUUUACUCCUGGCACUUAUAGCCAUUGCAAUCAUUUUCAUUGUUUAUUGGAAGAGAAAUGCAGGGAAAAACAAUCCAGAAGACAAUAGUGAUAACGACAGAUCGCCAGAAGGUAGUGAAGUCUUCAGAUCAAGACUCCCUCUCCGCUAUGGAGGUUGGGGGCCAUUAUAUUCACCUUGGGGUCCAAAAUCUGACUGUAAAUUCGAAAGUAGUUACUUGGGACCAGCUCAAAAUACCCAAGAUAGCUGGUAUCAAGAGGAUUCUAUUCCUGGAGAUAAACUGACAGAUGAAUUUUCUUGGGACUUUAUGCGAUCAAUGAAACCCAAAGAUCUAACGUUUGAAAUAAAGAGACCUGUGACAGAGAGCAUACCUAAUCCUCUCUAUACCAGUCUACAGUCAAGUAUCGACGAUGUCACCGUUUGAUUUACAGACUUAGCUGUAUACAUAGAAAAAAUAUAUAUGGUCAUAUGAACGUUCUUAAAUAUCGAAAUGGUGCAAUAAUAUUUCUGAUUCAAAACUAAUUUUUAUAUUAUUGCUAGGUGUAUGUAACUUAAUCACUUGUUAAAUUACACUUAAAGAUGUACACUUAUCCGUACGUGUCUGUUCUAUUACAGUGUAUGUUGUAUUACAGUGAAUAUGUUUGUUAUUACUUCAAACAACGAAAUGUUUUCUUUUACAUAAGUUCUGUUAAGCUUCUAUUGAAUAUGUCUGGAGUACUUAAAGGGCAGAAUAGAUAUUUUAAGAUGUUUCCGUUUUUACUUUUUUGGUUUUACAAAAAAAAAAUCAAUAUAUUUCUCUAAUAUUUCUUUGUUAAAAAAAAAAGAAAAACAAAUGCACACUAAAGUAUAGCCAAUAUAUUGCGUUAAAUAUCAAUUUGGCAUUGUGUAUGUAUAAUAAAUAUAUACCUUAGUUAGAAUAUUUUUCAUAGAACAUUACAUGAAACUUAACCAAAUCCAUAAUAUAUUAUGUGUAACUGGUGUACUCUUAUCAUAUACCGAAUAUCGUAUAUAGAUGUGCAAUGUAAACUGUUUUGCAUAAUAUCUUUUUACUUUUGCAGCUACUAGUAAAACAUCUUUUAGCAAAUAGUUUAAAUUAAUGUAUACAUACCACAAUGCACUGAUAAUAUUGAUUUUAGCUUUCAGUUAUUUCAUUACACCUAUGUUGCUCAGAACGUUACAUACAUUAGCAAGUUUUAAACAGAACCAAUUCAUCCUUUGUUAACAUUGUAUGCUUCAUAACAUAAACUCAUUUUCCCAUGUAUUGAUUGCAAUAUUGCUGAUUACUCUCUGUUCCUGUCUACGUAAUUGAAUACCAUGUGUCAGAUGAUGCUGAAUUUGUGUUGCCUUUUGUAUACAUGGACAUGAAAUAUUCAUACUCUUAAAAUUUUUAUAUUCGUUCUUAAUCAAUUUUGUAUAUAGUCGUUUUUGUUUUCAUACCGUUACUUCUCUAAAGGAUUAAAAUUGUUUUAAUGUUU
This is a messenger RNA of Magallana angulata, 9372 nucleotides long. RefSeq lists its product as uncharacterized. Gene Ontology annotation, biological process: cell-matrix adhesion. Gene Ontology annotation, molecular function: calcium ion binding. The record is from RefSeq and is a predicted model, not a curated record. The transcript has 49 exons. Lineage: Eukaryota; Metazoa; Mollusca; Bivalvia; Ostreida; Ostreidae. The coding region runs from base 66 to 8321 and encodes 2751 amino acids.